Molecule: messenger RNA, 1074 nt
Organism: Macaca mulatta (Rhesus monkey)
Lineage: Eukaryota; Metazoa; Chordata; Mammalia; Primates; Cercopithecidae
Gene: FCGR1A
Product: Fc gamma receptor Ia
Biological process (GO): positive regulation of phagocytosis; antibody-dependent cellular cytotoxicity; cell surface receptor signaling pathway
Cellular component (GO): external side of plasma membrane
Molecular function (GO): IgG receptor activity; IgG binding
Source: RefSeq, marked validated
AUGUGGUUCUUGACAGCUCUGCUCCUUUGGGUUCCAGUUGAUGGGCAAGUGGAUACCACAAAGGCAGUGAUCACUUUGCAGCCUCCAUGGGUCAGCGUGUUCCAAGAGGAAACUGUAACCUUACAGUGUGAGGUGCCCCGUCUGCCUGGGAGCAGCUCCACACAGUGGUUUCUCAAUGGCACAGCCACUCAGACCUCGACUCCCAGCUACAGAAUCACCUCUGCCAGUGUCAAGGACAGUGGUGAAUACAGGUGCCAGAGAGGUCCCUCAGGGCGAAGUGACCCCAUACAGCUGGAAAUCCACAGAGACUGGCUACUACUGCAGGUAUCCAGCAGAGUCUUCACAGAAGGAGAACCUCUGGCCUUGAGGUGUCAUGCAUGGAAGGAUAAGCUGGUGUACAAUGUGCUUUACUAUCAAAAUGGCAAAGCCUUUAAGUUUUUCUACCGGAAUUCUCAACUCACCAUUCUGAAAACCAACAUAAGUCACAACGGCGCCUACCACUGCUCAGGCAUGGGAAAGCAUCGCUACACAUCAGCAGGAGUAUCUGUCACUGUGAAAGAGCUAUUUCCAGCUCCAGUGCUGAAUGCAUCCGUGACAUCCCCGCUCCUGGAGGGGAAUCUGGUCACCCUGAGCUGUGAAACAAAGUUGCUUCUGCAGAGGCCUGGUUUGCAGCUUUACUUCUCCUUCUACAUGGGCAGCAAGACCCUGCGAGGCAGGAACACGUCCUCUGAAUACCAAAUACUAACUGCUAGAAGAGAAGACUCUGGGUUUUACUGGUGCGAGGCCACCACAGAAGACGGAAAUGUCCUUAAGCGCAGCCCUGAGUUGGAGCUUCAAGUGCUUGGCCUCCAGUUACCAACUCCUGUCUGGCUUCAUGUCCUUUUCUAUCUGGUAGUGGGAAUAAUGUUUUUAGUGAACACUGUUCUCUGGGUGACAAUACGUAAAGAACUGAAAAGAAAGAAAAAGUGGAAUUUAGAAAUCUCUUUGGAUUCUGCUCAUGAGAAGAAGGUAACUUCCAGCCUUCAAGAAGACAGACAUUUAGAAGAAGAGCUGAAGAGUCAGGAACAAGAAUAA